UUUUAUGUGAUGGCUGAUUUAAAAAAAAAAAAAAAAAAGAGUGCUAAAUUUCCUGACGUGACCACGAACGGUGAAUGCAACAUACAACACGUGACUCAAAUCCAGGAAGUGAAUCGAGUGUCAACAUUGAAACCAUGGCUUCCUCAGACUGGCAUCUGUCCCUGAAGCUGCUGGAUCAGCCCAAAUCUACCUUCCACUUCCCGGAGAUGAUGCCUGGGGACGUGGCUCCCGGAGGCUACAGAGUCGCCACCCUAAAGCAGCUUGUGGCCGCUCACCUCCCAGACUCCAUACCCGACCCCGACCUCAUAGAGUUGGUCCAUUGUGGGCGUAAGCUGAAGGACGACUUCACGCUGGAUGCCUGCGGGAUUCAACCGGGAUCUACGUUGCACGUACUGAAAAAGACAUGGCCGGAACCUGAGAGCAUUGCAGAACCUGUGAACAGGGCCACUGCGGCCAGGGAGUUCCGAAUGCUCCACGCUGCCCUCCACUCGCUACACUCCACCUACAGAGACUCAGUCUACAAAAUGCUGACCAACAAGGAGUCUCUGGAUCAGAUCAUCGUGGCCACACCAGGGCUCAGAUCCGACCCGAUAGCUCUAGGCGUUCUGCAAGACAAAGAUCUCUUCGUGCAGUUCACAGACCCCAGCAUGUUGGACACACUCAUCAGCUCUCACCCGGCACUGGUCAACGCCAUCAUCCUGGUGCUGCACUCCGUGGCAGGAAGCACGCCCACACAGUCCACCGCCACCGCCUCCUCUUCCCGCAACGUCUCAGCCAGCUCCUACAGUGACAUGCCAGGAGGCUUUAUGUUCGAGGGCAUGUCCGAUGAUGACGAAGACUUCCAGUCUCAGGGCAGCCCGACGGGCCCUUCAAGCAGAGCGGGGGCCUCGACGGGGAUACGGCCGCUCUCUCUGAACCACAGCGGCGCCACGGGCCCUCGACCAAUCACUCAGAGCGAACUAGCCACGGCGCUAGCCCUAGCUAGCACACCCGAAAGCAGCGCAGUGACCCCAACCACAGCCAGCCAGGCCGAGCCCUCGAGCGGGGGCGCCCCCAUGCCAGCAGGGACCCCCGUCAGCAACGACCUGUUCAGCCAGGCGCUGCAACAAGCCCUCCAAGCCACCAACAUGUCUGCCCUGCAGGGUCGCUGGCAGUCGCAGAUGCAGCAGCUCAGAGACAUGGGCAUCCAGGACGAGGAGUUGAUGCUCCGAGCUCUGCAAGCCACCGACGGAGACAUCCAGGCCGCUUUGGAGCUCAUCUUCGCCGGAGGACCGGGACUCUGAACACUGACCUUCUCAUGGACUUGGACUCAGAACCUCCACAUAAAUAACAUAGGACUUUUGCUGUCACAUUAUGACAUCUACUGUAUUAUAAUAUCCUCAUACUUUCUGUCAUUCACUACAUUUAUAAUAAAUACAAAUAUGGAUGUUU
Molecule: messenger RNA, 1431 nt
Organism: Phyllopteryx taeniolatus (common seadragon)
Lineage: Eukaryota; Metazoa; Chordata; Actinopteri; Syngnathiformes; Syngnathidae
Product: ubiquitin-like protein 7
Exons: 11
Coding region: 75-1283 (402 amino acids)
Biological process (GO): ubiquitin-dependent protein catabolic process
Cellular component (GO): cytosol
Molecular function (GO): polyubiquitin modification-dependent protein binding
Source: RefSeq, a predicted model, not a curated record